Piliocolobus tephrosceles (Ugandan red Colobus) is the source of this 2951-nucleotide messenger RNA. RefSeq names its product RAB39B, member RAS oncogene family (gene RAB39B). The transcript is spliced from 2 exons. The record is from RefSeq and is a predicted model, not a curated record. Bases 302 to 943 code for a protein of 213 amino acids. Gene Ontology annotation, molecular function: GTP binding; GTPase activity. NCBI's taxonomy places the organism in Eukaryota, Metazoa, Chordata, Mammalia, Primates, Cercopithecidae. Gene Ontology annotation, biological process: Rab protein signal transduction.
CUCUUACAGACAGUGCGGCGGCCCAGGCGUCGCGUCUACGCGGGGGAUUACAGUAACCCGGUUGUCAGUGAUGAGUCAGAGUGCGUGGUGCUGAUGCUGCUGCCAUUUCAUCACCUUUGCGAGCGCAGCAUCCAUCCCUCCGCUAUCCGGGCGCCUGGGCCUACCCAGCUUAGGGUUCCCAGGUCAGCGAUGCGCUCGCAGCUGAGCUAGAUCCUGCCGAGCCGCGCUCUCUGAAGCGUCGGCGGGGCGCCCCCUCCCGCCGUCCCCGGUCCGAGCCAAGGAGACCUGCAGAGCCGCGGCCAUGGAGGCCAUCUGGCUGUACCAGUUCCGGCUCAUUGUCAUCGGGGAUUCCACAGUGGGCAAGUCCUGCCUGAUCCGCCGCUUCACCGAGGGUCGCUUUGCCCAGGUUUCUGACCCCACCGUGGGGGUGGAUUUUUUCUCCCGCUUGGUGGAGAUCGAGCCGGGAAAACGCAUCAAGCUCCAGAUCUGGGAUACCGCGGGUCAAGAGAGGUUCAGAUCCAUCACUCGCGCCUACUACAGGAACUCAGUAGGUGGUCUUCUCUUAUUUGACAUUACCAACCGCAGGUCCUUCCAGAAUGUCCAUGAGUGGUUAGAAGAGACCAAAGUACACGUUCAGCCCUACCAAAUUGUAUUUGUUCUGGUGGGUCACAAGUGUGACCUGGAUACACAGAGGCAAGUGACUCGCCACGAGGCCGAGAAACUGGCUGCUGCAUACGGCAUGAAGUACAUUGAAACGUCAGCCCGAGAUGCCAUUAAUGUGGAGAAAGCCUUCACAGACCUGACAAGAGACAUAUAUGAGCUGGUUAAAAGGGGGGAGAUUACAAUCCAGGAGGGCUGGGAAGGGGUGAAGAGUGGAUUUGUACCAAAUGUGGUUCACUCUUCAGAAGAGGUUGUCAAAUCAGAGAGGAGAUGUUUGUGCUAGUCAGCUCUUUUAUUUCCAAAACAUGCUCUCCUACUUGAACUGAAAAGUAAGAGAAAUAAAUAGAAUCUUUGUGUAACUGACGAGAACUCAACCUCCAUUUGGAUACCAAGUGAGCCUCCUUCUCAGGGGGACUCUGACAGACUCAUGUGCGGGUGGAUGGGGGUGCCUGCGUGCUGUGACCAAGGGACUGAACUGUGGCCCAUGCUAGGCAGUGGCUGCUCCACGAGCCCUUUGUGGACCACAUGUUAAGGGCCUGGGGUUUAGGAAGCUAAGUCCCAGGAAAGCAUACCUACAGACAGGACAACUAUUACUUGGUAUUUGAGCUCAGGCCAUGAACAUAAAGAAACACAUAAAGGGGAAAAAAGUAUCACAUUGGGGACAAAGAUUAUGAGCUCUACUUAUUCCAUGAGAAUACCCUGCACCAAAGGUGUUUUCUGGGUUUGGUUAAAAGGUAACAAUUAGCUUUUAACAGCUUAUCUGUAAAAUGAGGAACAUAGACCAAAAGGUCUGGUGUUCAAGUAAAGAUGAUGUGAAUAUGAAAGAAAGGCUAUCUACACAGUUAUUAGCACAUUUGAACACCCUUGUGAUAGAAUUACCAGCUGUAUGAAACAAAUUGUCCCGUGCAAAUUACCCUAUAACUAGGAAAGGGACAAAGGUAAAGCCCAUUCAGGUAUUAUUGACAAGAGGGCUUUAAACAAGUGAAUAAUUGUACAACUAAAAAGACAUUCGAACUGUGUGGGCUAUAAGUGUUCUUAUCACCAAGACACUGGAUUUUUAUUGAAAGGAACCACAUACAGCAAUGGCAAUGGGGAGUGGGAUAGGGAUAAAAUACUCACCCCAAAUGACCUUGGCCAUCUGUCUGCCGUAUAUGUACACUGAGCUCCUGUCUACCCAAGAGAGUCAGCCCUUAAUUCUCAGGUGAACAAACAGCUAACUGCAUCAGCAAACUGGAAUGGCUGGCUUGAAGUUUCCAUUAUUUUCUUGAAGAGAGGUGAUGCUUUAAAUUACUUUUUGGAUUGUAGCCAGUUCAGCUAGGCAAAAGCCAUACUUUUCACAAUUAAAAAAAAAAACUAUUCUGAUUAGAGUCACGUUUCUCAUAUCCAUUGUGAUAGGAAGGCCUAAGAAUGGCAAAUUGCUUUGAGAUAUAUAUUGAACUUCAGCAUGAAUGUGACUGAAUCUGAAAGUUUGGGAAUUUGCUUCAGCCAGAAUAAAGAAGCCAAAUCAUGAAAAUUAUGGAAGACUGUUCUGCCACCUGUGCCCCAAGUUGGAUGAGCAAACCACUUUGGAUCAAUUCACAGCAUUAAUUACAAGUGAACUGAUCAUCUUCUCUAUAUUCAUUUCACAAGAGCUGGCUUAGGUGGGGUAAUUAAAUUGCCACCUUUAUGGUUGUAAAAGACAAAUAAAACAUGGCAAAUUUGAUUAACACAAAAUUUCAUCAACUGCUAUACUUAAGUAUUUAGAAGAUUCUGAAAGCAAGAUUAUCCAGUGGGUAAAUGAGAGUUGAGUGGAUUCUGUCAGUUCAAAAAAGGAAAGAAACAAAACUUCUCUACAAUUUUCUUGACUAAAAUUUAUUGUAUGUACACUAUUCCCACUCCUGGCAUUUUUUGGCAGGUUUAAAAAUAUUCAGCAUAAAUCCAGCAGAGGUGGCUGAGCUUAAUUGCUUAAAUAAGUUCUAGAAAAUUUAAAAAACAUUUUAGUAGAAUUCAGUACCAUUGUCACUGCAAUAAGUGGGUUUUAGAAAAUAAGUGUGAAAAAAAUCAGGUGUUAAUAUAAUACUAAGGAUAAAGCUUUAGAAGCUAUUUUACUACAUAGGUAAAGAAAAGAUAAACUAACUUGUAACAAAGACCACAACUGCAUGUUGGAUUAGAUUGUCUCAUAUUUCAGAAUAAAAUGUACUGUAUACUUUUCCUCACUUUGUUGUGCACUGUAAUGAAAUGUGAACAAUGCUUUAUUUAGCUGUAUGUGAAUGAAAAUAUGCUUGUAUUUAGUAAAAUGAUUGAUUAUGUGA